AUGGCGGCACUGCUUGUAACGGCGCUAUUCGCAUCAUGCGCACAGUCUAGAAUCGUCUCCAACGGACUGCUCGGGAAUCGCCUCCCGAACCGACCAGCCCAAGUCACCAGCACCAUCACUAGUAGCGUGUCUGGCCUAAUAUCCGCGCUGCAAGCGCAAGUCGUUUCACUAGAAGGAACGCUGACGCAAGCACUCAACAAGCUCGCUACCUCGCUGAACGACAACGCAUCCGCGGCCACACUGGCGCUUCAAGCACAGAUUUCCGCCUUGCAGAGCAGCAUCGACACUCUAAACGCCCGCAUUGCGAACCUAGACCUUAUCUUGUACCUUAGAAUCUCCCGACCCGGCGGCGUUGCUCCGCAGGCGACACCUGUCGCACUCCAGUCUCGCAUCUCGUCGCUAAGAAGCAGCAUCCCCGCUAUCAACAAUCGCGCCACUUCCCUCAACACGGACCUGGCGGCCAUCCUCCCUAACCUCCGCGCCUUGCUCAGCCAGCGAGUGGCGGCGCUCACUCAGAGGGUGGGUGCGCUGAAUGUGGACGUGUCGGCGCUCGCUGCGCAGGUGGACGCGCUGAUCGCCCCGCUGAGUGACGCCCUUGGCGUGGCGGACCUCGUGGCUUUGCUGCCGCACCCAGCAGGUCAGUCCCGCAAACCCCCAUCCCGCAAACCCUAA
Molecule: messenger RNA, 672 nt
Organism: Closterium sp. Yama58-4
Lineage: Eukaryota; Viridiplantae; Streptophyta; Zygnematophyceae; Desmidiales; Closteriaceae
Source: the annotation of a GenBank genome assembly